Molecule: messenger RNA, 600 nt
Organism: Microthlaspi erraticum
Lineage: Eukaryota; Viridiplantae; Streptophyta; Magnoliopsida; Brassicales; Brassicaceae
Source: the annotation of a GenBank genome assembly
AUGAACAAGCUGCGUUAUUUCGGCAUUAGGAACUGCACUAUCCCUGAGAUAAAGAUGGGAAGUAUAUGCAACAAAAGCAAGACGGUUUCUCCUCUACACAAUCCGAAAGAGCCAUGCUUCUUGAGCCUCUCCAGCGUGAAUAUAAGUGAUUGCAGAUGCCUGAGGGAGCUGACGUUGCUGAUGUUUGCUUCAAAUCUUAAAAAACUCUACGUUGGCAAAGCAAAUCAACUAGAAGAUAUAAUAAACAAAGAGAAAUCUUGUGAAGUUGGAGAUUCAGGGGUUGUUCCUUUUGCAAAGCUGGUUUCUCUUUGGCUGGAGAGUCUACCGAAGCUAAAGAAUAUCUAUUGGAAUCCUCUACGCUUUCCAUGUCUAAAGAAGAUCUUUGUAGAAGAUUGUCCAAAUCUGAAAAGACUUCCACUGGAUUCUCAAAGUGGAAACGGACUCGUCAUAAAUUGCAGUGAGAAGAGUUGGAUUGAAGGUGUGGAAUGGGAGGACGAAGCUACAAAACUCGCUUCUUAUCUUCAUGAAAAUUGUGUAAGUACGGAUCGUAGCCACAAGGCGUACCAGGUUUAUCUUCUGAUCCAGCUUGUUGGAAGUUGA